Messenger RNA from Durusdinium trenchii, 1640 nucleotides. The record is from the annotation of a GenBank genome assembly. NCBI's taxonomy places the organism in Eukaryota, Dinophyceae, Suessiales, Symbiodiniaceae.
GAUCUCCACAUUGCUUUGCUAGGAUUGAACCCUGGCAGCAUGGCGGCCAUGGCAGUGAGGCGACAGAUCUGAGGAAAAGGGUCAAUACCGGGCCCCAUCGCCCGCCCGCCUCCAGGACCUGUCAAGAUGACAGAGCGCCUUUUGACUGGGGCGGCCAUGCUUGGGGAAGGGCCGGACCCCAACUGGGUCGACAACUUUUCCAGCUUCAUCCUUUCCCAGGACUAUGACCAAGCGCGGGAGGUCCUUCGAGCAGCCAUCUCCAGAGGUGUGAGCAGUCAACUUGCAGAGCAGUACGCCAAGGUCUUGGAAGACUUCCUUCAGAAGCGUGACGAGGUUGAACAUCCGGUGAUCCUGGCGCAACACGACCAGUGCAUCGUUAGGCAGACCGUCAAUGGCCAAGGCCGUGGACUCUUUGUUCCGAGCUAUCAGACCUGGGGCGUCCAGCUCUGGAAGCAGCGGCCGCUGGCGUUUAUGCAAUCUGGCAUCAGCCGAAGGUCUGUACAGGUUUGCUGUGCCUGCUUGCUGCCAAUUGGUAGCUUGGCAUCGCAGCUCCGACAUGUGGGUCUCGAUCCGCCCGCCGGAGCAGAGGAGAUUCUAUUGACGAAUGGAGACCAAGUUGGAGAGGAAGGCCCCAAAGAAGGCUUCACUCCUGGUCAAGUCUUCCCUUGCGCUGAAGGAUGCUCCGAGGUCUUUUGCACCGAAGCUUGCCGUGCUUGGGCGCUCGCGGAGUCUUCCCAUGCCAUUCUAUGCCGUUCACGCAUGGAACCAUCCAGUUCCUCCGCUCUACAAAGCUUAGAGCAGCUUGCUGAUGAGGCAGAUCAGGAACACUUGCUGCUAUUGGCCCAUGCCGUUGCACAGAUGAUCCUGGCAAGGAAGGCUGGAGCCUCUGAGGAGCAGGUGAAGCAUCGCUUUGCAUAUCAAUUCGCAUCAGCGCCCUGGAAGACCUUGGCUGAGAACGAGACCGAUGCUCAGGCCAGAGAAGAGUGGUUCGCACAGGCCUGGGAGUUGUUGAAGAGCAUUUUCGCCUUUGAAGACUUGGCAGUGGAGUUCUUGGAUCCUGAACUCCUCAGUGGGCUGCUUGGCACUUUUGAGCUUGUGAAUAUGUGUGUGAGUAUUCCACACCCACUGAACCUCCAUGGGCCACGGCUCAGACUUCUGGGUGAAGAGCUGGCAGCGGCACUGGUGAAGCUUCAGGAGCCCCUGCAAGAUAGCGAUAGCGAGCCGGGCGAGGAGGAUGCAGAUGAUGCUGAAGGCGAGGUCAUCAACGGUGCAGAGGCCUUGGAGUCGGCUUGCACGGGGCAGCUCUUCGAGAAUGUCAUGGGCACGGCAUUGUGUGAGGCCUUGGCCUUCAUCAACCACUCUUGCCUACCCAACUGCCGAGUAGAAUUUGCUUCAGGGAGCCAAUUUGAGGCCAAUGGGCCUGGGCUGUGGCUCUACUGUGUCUCCCGGCGUCCUUUGGUUCCCGGCGACGAAGUUCUGAUGGCCUAUGUGCCAUCAGUGGUGGGCAAACCCUUGGAGGUGCGCCAACAGAAGAUGAAGAAAUUUGGUUUCGAAUGCAAUUGUCGAAGCUGUGAGACUGACAAGGUUCUGGAAAUGGAAGUCGAGCCACCUACAUGAUCGCGUGCAAGUGACAAAACAAG